Molecule: messenger RNA, 3351 nt
Organism: Myotis brandtii (Brandt's bat)
Lineage: Eukaryota; Metazoa; Chordata; Mammalia; Chiroptera; Vespertilionidae
Gene: FBXO34
Product: F-box protein 34
Exons: 2
Coding region: 185-2281 (698 amino acids)
Molecular function (GO): protein binding
Source: RefSeq, a predicted model, not a curated record
GGUGUGGAGUAGGACAAGAACUUACGUUAGUUGGUGCCCUGUGUCUGAACCAGGAAGGAGUGGAUGCAUCAGACAGCCUGUGGCUUGGUAGGCAGGGACUUACAAUGAGCCCUGCAAAGCUGCCCUGCCCAGGGAACCACUGAAUUCCACAGUUUCUUCACUUCAAAUCAGAUGAGCCUCUGUUAUGCACCUAAAACCAUAUUGGAAUCUGCAGAAGAAAGCACAACCUCUUCAAAUUAGCAAGGAAACUCUGAGAACUUCCAUGAGCCACCAAGAGGCUAUACAUGAUGAAAAAUGCGAAGCUAGCUACAUGAAAUCAAGUGUCUUUCCUUCCACUUCUCCUGGUAAAGCAUCAUCUCGAAAGCCUUUUGGGGUCCUUUCUCCAAAUGUUCUGUGCAGCAUGAGUGGGAAGAGUCCUGUAGAGAGCAGCUUGAAUGUUAAAACCAAGAAGAAUGCACCAUCUGCAACAAUCCACCAGGGCGAAGAAGGGGAAGGGCCGCUUGAUAUUUGGGCUGUGGUGAAACCAGGAAAUACCAAGGAGAAAAUAGCAUUCUUUGCAGCCCACCAGUGUAGCAAUAGGAUAGGAUCUAUGAAAAUAAAAAGCUCCUGGGAUAUUGAUGGGAGAGCUACUAAAAGAAGGAAAAAAUCAGGGGAUCUUAAAGAAGCCAAGAUACAGUUAGAAAGGAUGAGGGAAAUCAACAGCAGGUGCUAUGAGCCUGAGCCUUUUGCGUGUGGCAUUGAGCACUGUUCUGUGCAUUACGUGAGUGACAGUGGGGACAGUAUCUGUGCUGGGAGGCCUCUGUCGGUCAUACAGAUGGUUGCCUUCCUGGAGCAAAGAGCCAGUGCUGCUCUGCUGGCCAGUUGUGCGAAAAACUGCACUAACUCACCUGCCGUGGGGAGGAUUUCUGGGCAAUCCAGAGGUGGGCCGCCAGCCUCCGAGCCCUUUUCUGCCCCAGGAGCUUGUGAAGAACCCAUGGAAAGGGGAAAUCCUGAGGUUGGUGAACCCCAGAGUGAGCCAGUCCGCGUCCUCGACAUGGUAGCCCGGCUGGAGUCUGAGUGUCUGAAGCGGCAGAGCCAGAGUGAGCCUGGGAGCCUCUCGAGGAAUAACAGCUUCCGUCGAAAUGUAGGCCGGGUGCUGCUUGCAAACGGCACUCAGGCUGAUGAAGGCAAAACAAACAAAGGCGCUUUGGAGGCCCCUGUGUCUGUGGACUGUGGCCCGUCAAGAGCUGACCAUUGUUCUCUUGAGGGGAAGCAGGCCUGGGACGGGGCUCCUCCAGGCUGUCCCUCAUUGCCAGCAGGUGUGAGUUUCCACAUGGAUAGUGCAGCAACAGAGCCAGAUCAGCACACUGCUGUGAAAAACAGCAAUAGGUAUGAUGUAGAAAUGACGGAGGAACCUGAGCCACCUUUUCCUCCUCAUACCUGUCCCCAAACCACUGAGUUGCCCACAGAUGCUGUUGAAGAGCUUGUGCCACAAAAUCCUGAUCAGCGAAGAAAAGAAUCUGUGUGCAUUAGCAUCACUGUGUCUAAGGUGGAGAGAGACCAGCCAUCUAGUUUAAAGUCCUGUGGAGACCCACUUCCGGGGAGGCUGUUCUUUUUGCUGCCUGGUCAGCAGCAGUCAGACUGUUCCCAGUUGAAUGAAAGCACAACCCAAGAGUCUCCAGAGGCCAGCCAGCCUGAAGAUGGUGCUGAGGGUGGCAGUGCAUCUGAGGAAAAAAGUGUUUCAGCUGAUUCGCUCGUCCCAGCGCCAGCCCCUCCUGUGGAAAGUACAGUACCGGUGCUCGAGGCCUCCACUUGGAAGAAGCAGGUGUCCCAUGACUUUCUGGAGACCAGAUUUAAAAUCCAACAGCUUUUAGAACCUCAGCAGUACAUGGCUUUCCUGCCCCACCACAUUAUGGUGAAAAUCUUCAGAUUACUUCCCACCAAGAGUUUAGUGGCUCUUAAAUGUACCUGCUGCUAUUUCAAGUUCAUCAUUGAAUACUACAACAUCAGGCCAGCAGAUUCUCGCUGGGUUCGAGACCCACGCUAUAGAGAGGACCCUUGUAAGCAGUGCAAGAAAAAAUAUGUGAAAGGGGAUGUGUCCCUGUGCCGGUGGCAUCCCAAGCCCUAUUGCCAGGCAUUGCCUUACGGGCCAGGAUACUGGAUGUGCUGCCAUCGUUCUCAGAAAGGCUUCCCCGGCUGUAAGCUGGGGCUUCAUGACAAUCACUGGGUCCCUGCUUGCCACAGCUUUAAUCGGGCAAUCCACAAGAAAGCAAAAGGGACUGAAACUGAAGAGGAAUACUAAAGUCUAUGUGAGAGGCGACCAAAUGGCUGAUUUUUAAUACUGCAAAACACCACCUAGACUCACUGUUCAAGUGAGUGUUGCCUCUCAGAGCCAUCACUCUAGGAGAAUCUGUACCUGUUCUUCAGGACUGCUGUUGGGCAUUUUUUCAUUUACAAGCUGUACAAGAAAACUGGUCUCAUUGUUUUAUAGUGGCGCCUCCCAUUUGAUCCAGGGUGGAAGCCCAGUUUGAUUCAGUUGGCUGUGAAUAAUUAUGCCUGUUUUCCCAAAUCAAAUCCAUCCUCAGAGGACGAAGACUUGCCAUCACCAAGGAUGGACAGAAAAGUUCAUUGCAGACUAUGCAGGCAGUCCCCAAAAAGGGGUUCCAGAAAUUUCUGAGCACUGGCAGGCACCAUAUUUGAAAUAAGUGAGUAGUGUCCUAUGGAAAGAAGAGCAGCAGUCAUGGAUGAAAAGUAUGCUUAUGAAGGAGAAGUCAGGCACCUUACCUUAGGCCUUGUAUGCUUGAUCCUGUGAGAUUGAUGUUUGUGGAUGGAGGUGGAUUUCAUGCCCUGUGGUGUUUACAGUGUAUAUAAUGGUUGUGUUUUCACAGGGCUGUGAAAGUGCACAUUAAACCCGAGCGCCUUUACCUUAGAUGAGUGCUUUUGGCCCCUCUGUAUGUAACACUAUUAAAACCCAUUUGUGUAUAGUGGACAGCUGACGAAAUAUCAUCACCACAAUGCAGCUAGGAUAGUGUUGCAGCUAUAAUUGUGUGUGUGUGUUUUUAUUGUUUCAAAUUUGUAUAUCCUGUAUAAAAUAUGAAUGUUUUGAAAAUAAACUAUGAAUGUUUCCUGUAUAAUAUAUGAAUGUUUCUGAUAAGAAAUUCUAAAUAGUUAAGAGUACCUGUUGAAAAGAUACCAAAUAAUGGUUUAACUGGACAACCUUAAAAUUAGCAUAGAGAACAAUCCUACGUUAUAUUUUAGUGAUUCAACAAGAUUGAGAGAUUAUAUAGUCAGAUUAUAACAUUCUUGUCUACUUUAUUCUGUCUGGUUACAAAUUUUUUUUAAUUUCAAUAAAAACAUGCAUCUUAAAUGGGA